This is a messenger RNA of Lecanosticta acicola, 1230 nucleotides long. The record is from the annotation of a GenBank genome assembly. NCBI's taxonomy places the organism in Eukaryota, Fungi, Ascomycota, Dothideomycetes, Mycosphaerellales, Mycosphaerellaceae.
AUGGAUACCAAGGAAGGCGUACCAUCAGCUAUGCCAGCAGGACCAACAGAGCAGAAUCCACCACUGCCGCCAAGACACGAGCAACAAGGUGAACUUCCUGCCUACAAUCCCCAGGACUAUGCGAACCAGCCAAUUGGCACCACCCAACAAUUCGAUCAGCCAGUGCGCCUGAGCCUGGAGCAAGAUGAUGUCAACUCGCCAAUUCAUUUCGCUCGCGACCCAAAGAAGCUCAUCGGGUACUUGGUGCCAUUUCCCAAGCCGCAACUACACAAUGUCCCGGCCGAAAGGAUCCCUUCGCGCUUUCUAAUCUAUACACCCCCACCGCCUCCGAUUGCGAGCAACUGGACACCAAAAGAGGGGGAGAAGGAGGGAAAGAUGCACAAGGUCCAACGUAAAUGGGAGCAAGAGUUAAGAGAAGCCAAGACAGGGAACGCCAAAACUAUGAGCUGGAAGGGAUUCAAGGGCAAGGCUACGAAAGGUAUCAAUUGGGGCAUGUCUCAGACCAAGACUUCAAAUCUAGAUUUCUUAAAUCGCAUUGGUGGUGGUAGCCAGGACGACGACAAGCAUGCAGAGGAUGGACAACAUGAAGGGGAGGAAACGAAGAAGACCGUGCAGUUGGAAGAAAUGUUGCUGAUCUAUCCCGCUUCCUGGAACGAUAGCCCGGAGCAUAUUCGGGAGGAAUUUGUGAACACGAUGCUGCGUUCCAAGUCAAAGGCUGAGAGGGAUGCGAUCAUCGCUACUGGACUGUUACCCGUGAGCCUCGCGAUUGACAUGCUUGCAGUCCUAAUCUGGCCAUUCGGAGGACUACUCGAAGUCGACGCCGUAUGGCUGUAUGCCAGCAUUCGCGGUGCGAAAACCAGCAGGAGUGUGACCAAGCGAUUGAGUUCAACUUCGAAGAGCAAUGACCACGAUAAGGACAAGUUGGCAUUGAACUUCAGGCCUUCUCCUCGCCUGCAGGUGCUGGAGCGAUAUCUCGCUGCUAAAUGUCACGAAAAGGACCCGAAGAUGUUUCCGGCGUACUCUACUGCUCCUAGCGAGACGGAAGUCCUUGAGGCAAUUGGGUGGACGCCAACCGAGAAGGGUGGGGCAGAGAGGAAUUGGGAGGAUGAGCAGUGGGAGAUUACGGAGGUCAAGGACGAUCUCGCGAGCGUGUUCAAGAAGGGGGCGAGGGAGUGGGACAAGUGGCUCAAGGAAUUCGAGAAGAAUCCUGAGAAGGCUAUGAAGCAUUGA